Physella acuta is the source of this 5703-nucleotide messenger RNA. Its product is annotated as phosphatidylinositol 4-kinase beta. Gene Ontology annotation, molecular function: 1-phosphatidylinositol 4-kinase activity. The record is from RefSeq and is a predicted model, not a curated record. Gene Ontology annotation, cellular component: membrane; cytoplasm. NCBI's taxonomy places the organism in Eukaryota, Metazoa, Mollusca, Gastropoda, Physidae. Gene Ontology annotation, biological process: phosphatidylinositol phosphate biosynthetic process; phosphatidylinositol-mediated signaling.
AACUUGUGACGCCAAUGCGCGUGGAAAUGAGCAAAGCUCCAUUUUUCUAUAGGCCUACGUUGUACAUGGACGACCAUUUAAUAUAAUUUUAAUUGAAACAAACAGGAUCUAGAUAUAGAUUUACUUUAUAUUAACAAAUAAGAAUAAUAUAAACUGUUUGUAAAAAUAGUUAGAACAAAUGAAAAUGCGUUUCCUAAUGGUACUCGCGAGGGAAUACUGCUGUUUGGAAACAAGGUUUAUUUUUAGAAACAAAAUCUCAGACCGAGGCUACAAUAUUCAAGAUGGCAAUUGUUAGACAUACAGUCGAGAAAGGAAAAAGCACUAGAUCUAGAUCUAGAUCUAUAAAGUUAUAAAAAACUAGAUCUACUUGGAACCAUCACAUACACAUAUGAACUAUAUUUUUAUCAAAGAGAUUUGAAACAAUAUUUUAUAUGGACAAGUUGUUACAGUUUUUACAUAAUUAAAAUGUCUUCACAAGUGUUUUGGAGUUUAGAGCAUAUCUUUUUGAAUUACCUGUGAUGGCUGCUGAGCUAAAAGACACAUAUCACUGCUUAUCUAAUAUUCAAGUGCAUAAAACUGUUAAACACCAUAACCUGCAUCCAACAUCAAUAGCGCCACCAAGUCACCCACUUUCUCUUCCAAUAUAUCAUCCUUUAUACCUGACCCCUAAUACUUUAACAAAUUCAAGCAGGGAACUGGAAGUAAAUGGGAAUUAUCAUAAAAGUUCUGAUUUAAAUAUGCCUGGCAAAACUUGCCUCUGUGAAAUUAAUGGAUUUAUGACUCAAGAGGGAUUAGACCUGGAAGCACUUGAAAAAGAAUCAGGUCUACCAUACGUUGUAACUGAUGGUGCCCUUCAUUCUCUUACCUGUCAUAAGUGUUUUAACACUCACAUGGGAGUGUUAUCAACUGCUACAGGAGAGGACAUGCACAACUUAAUUACAAAAAAAAGAAGAGGAUCCAACAAUGGCAGUUUUGAAGGAUCGUUAGAGAAAAUUGAUGAAGAUCAAAUCUUCAGUGACUCUGUCAAUUCUCCAAGUAUUAAUAGUCUAACCUCAUCUUCAGUUGAAAAAAAUGAUUUACUUUCCAACUUGAAAAACGAGACUACUGAGAGUUGCCCAAAUGUUUAUUCUUUCAACACUCAUAAUUUAGUGAACAGCACAAUGAUUAUGAGUUUAAAUUCAUCCUCUACAACAUCAUCUCCAUCAUCCUCUUCACCAUCUUCUUCUUUGAAAGAUUUUAGCCCAUUACCACAGAUAAAUGAGAUUUUGCAUGAAGAAAAUUCUUUGGAUAUUUCAAAAUAUAACUUAACAAUUCAGAGUGAGGAAACACUGCUUGAAGUGAACCAAUCCCAGAAUGCCACAUUAGGUGCCAUGGAUGCCAUGGAAGAUUCAAGGACAGAUAAACUUUCACCAGAUGAAAACUCUGAUACUGUUAAACCAUUAGACUCUAGAUCUCUAAGUCUUCCAAUACCAUUCCACAUUUUGAAACACUCGUCUAAUUCUUUAAAAGACAGAAAUCUCACUGACAAACCACCAGCAGGUCCUUUAAGCAGCCAACGCAGCAAAAAUCGUCCACCUCCUCGACAGUCAUGGUUAUUACGAUUGUUUGAAUCAAAAAUGUUUGAUAUGACUAUUGCAAUAACUUACUUAUAUAAUUCAAAGGAACCAGGUGUACAAACUUAUAUAGGCAACAGGAUGUUUAGUUUUGAUGAUGCUGAAGUAGAUUUUUACUUGCCUCAGUUGCUAAAUAUGUACAUACAUAUGCAUGAUGUUGCAGAAGCCAUUCAUCCAUAUCUUAUCCACAGAUGCCGAAAUUCAAUUGAGUUUUCUGUCAAUGCAGCAUGGCUUUUAAAUGCUUAUUCUGCUGACACUUUAAAACCAAAUUGGAAAAACUCACAAGGGAUAAAGCUUAGAGACAUGAUUCUUAAGGAAGAGUUCAGGCCACAGUUACAAAGUCCUACUGGAAAUAUAAAGUUUCCUGUCGCAAACAGCUGUGUACACCGUCAGCACUCUCUUGCAGUAGGAGCAUUACAUAGUAUAUCAAGCCCAGGACAUUUGUCACUGAGCGUAAAUCUUACAGGAAGUAGUCAGACAUCUGCAGCUCUUGCACUACUAUCUACUAUACCUCAGCUGAGUCAGGCUGCAGCUAGCACAGUAGUUAAAAAAACACAUCAGAGGUCUCGUUCAGAAGCAACAGGUAUGCUAGUAAAACACAGUGAGUCUACUCCAACACAAAAUACUUUUUUUGCUGGUGACCUGUCAUCUGGAAGGGCUUUUGACAAUGGCUGUCAGUGUUAUCACAAAUCAGAAGCUGUCUUAAAUGAUUUAAAAGGCCGUGAAACCAAUUGUCAGUGUGAUGCACCAAGGCUAUUGCCCCAAGAGCAGUUUAUUAAAGCUCUGCUUGAUAUUGGGAAAAAAUUGCAACUGCUCCCUACCAAAGAACAUAGAGCAUCUCAGUUGAUUGCAGAACUAGCUUUGGUAAACUUGAACCUACCUGCCAGAGUUUGGCUACCUAUAUCUCAUUCUAGAAGUCACCAUGUAGCUAGAAUACCUCACACCCAAGCUGUUGUUCUUAAUUCCAAAGAAAAGGCACCAUUCAUGAUUUAUGUGGAAGUUUUGAAGUGUGAUAAUACAACAACAAGUCAAGUUCCACAUAAAAUUUUAGAGAACACACUUCGUUUUACUCGCUCAGAGGAAGAUUUAAGUCAGUUAGUGCAGCAGCCUGUUAAUGGCUCACCACGUCCAGAAUUUAGUGUUUAUGGAACAUGCCAAGACUUUGAUGAUGCAGACUGUUGGUCACAAGAAGAUGAUGAAAUCAUUGCAUUGGCAAAUAGGUGUAGGUCAAGUGAUACAAUUUCCCAGCUUUCUACUGAAAGCUCUGCAAGUGCUGAUAGCAAAGAUCCAGUUUAUAUUGCUGCUGGGGACAUCCGCAGACGAUUAUCAGAAAAUCUUGCAGCCCCAAAGAAAAAGUUUGAGCGUGACCCAGAGGAUCCAUCGGCAGCAGCUCUUAAAGAACCGUGGGAGGAAAAGGUUGCCCGUAUUCGCGAAACAUCUCCUUAUGGUCACUUGCCAAAUUGGCAGCUUAUGUCAGUAAUAGUUAAAGUUGGAGAUGAUCUUAGACAAGAACUAUUGGUUUAUCAGGUGCUUAAACGAUUACAGAUGUUCUGGAUGGAAGAGCAUGUUCCUCUAUGGAUUAAACCUUAUAAGAUUGUUGUUACAUCUCGUGACAGUGGUAUGAUUGAGCCAGUGCUUAAUGCUAUAUCACUGCAUCAGAUUAAAAAGCAUAGCAAAUUGUCUCUACUGGACUACUUCAUCCACGAGUUUGGCCCAAAAACUAGUGAAGAAUUUCUUACAGCUCAAAGAAACUUUGUUCAAAGUUGUGCUGGCUAUUGUUUAGUUUCAUACCUGCUACAACUAAAAGACAGACACAAUGGCAACAUUCUUCUGGAUUCUGAUGGGCAUAUCAUUCACAUUGAUUUUGGUUUUAUUUUAUCAAACUCUCCAGGAAAAAAUUUAGGAUUUGAAAACUCACCUUUUAAGCUCACCCACGAAUUUGUAGAGGUCAUGGGUGGUCUGGGAAGUGACAUGUUUGAAUAUUUUAAAAUAUUGAUGCUUCAAGGAUUUGUCGCCUCACGCAAGCAUAUGGAUAAGAUUUUACCAUUGGUAGAAAUUAUGCAAACAGGCUCUCAGCUUCCAUGCUUUAAUAAGGGAUUCAGUGCCUUCCGAGCUUUGAAAGAUAGAUUCCACAUGACAUCAACAGAAGAACAGUUGCAGUUAAUUGUAGAUGGAUUAGUGGAAGCAAGUUUACAUUCUCUGACAACAAAGCUUUACGAUAAUUUUCAGUACUUUACUAAUGGAAUUCUGUAAAAUUCCUAAUGUUGUCUAAAUCCUUCCAUCAAAUUAAUAAUCAACUGGUAGUAUUUUUAAAAAGUGCAAGAGUUGACAAAGACUAUUAGAUCACACUAGUGGAAUUGAAAUUUCAGAUUUUUAUAGAAACAAAAUUAUUCUAAAAGCUAGUAAUAAUGUACAUAGAAUAAGGAUUGUAAUAUAGUAAACUAAAUAGUUGCUUUUUAAUUUGUAUAAAAUUUACUAUACAACACGUUAGUUGUGUUAUGAGAACUAGUCACGCCUAUUACAUUUAGUCAAGUUUACUAUGAUUAUUAUUGUAUCUUUUAUUCUUCACCUAACAAUAUAAAAAAUCUUUUAAUCCAUGUUGCUCCUUGGAGGCUCUGAAAUUUGAAUUAAUUAUAAUUAAAACCCAAUUUUAUUGUAAAAGUUGACUCACUGUCUAUUCUUCCUUCAAUCCUUCUACAUUCACAUCUUUCUUCCCUUCUGUCACUGCUCCACCCACCUCCCCCUAACCUCGGCCAUUGUUUCCCUUUGGCAGCACACAUCUUUAGAGAAUGUCAGUUUACCCUUGAAUAUUAUUAAUCUUUAAGUGAAGUUUAAGUAUAAAGUGGCAGUGUUUAUAGCUAUCUACAAUAAGCCUAGUUGUAGUACUAUGUAAGAUUUAACAUAUACUUAAAGAAAUAAGUAGCAUUACAUUUUUUGUUUAAAUUUCUAUACUUUAAAUCUUCAGUCACUAGCAAAUUUAAACAAUGCCAACAAUAAAUCAAUGUAACUUGUUUUUUUAUUAUCAGAAGUUGUGUUUGAAAUGUGCCUAUUUAUGUUUUAUCUGUAAUUAUUGUAAUGGUUUUUCUUUUCUGAAAUAUUGUGAUAGCCAGUUUAAUACUAUGAGAUAUAUAAUUGUAAAAUUUUUAAAUACUUUAAAAAAAAAGAGUGGCUAAAUAUGCAAGUAAACUUUUUAUUAUAUGAUGUCAUAUAUGCAAUUAUUCAUUUAAUGUGUCAUGUCAAAAAGAAUUAAAAUAGGAAAAUAAUGAUUCACUUCAAUGCUGUUUAUUUUUACUAUUAUUUUAACAAUUGUGAAUGGGUUUUUUCUUUUUUUUUAAGAAUACAAAUUCUUACCCAGUACACCAUACAUCUGAAGUGGACAUGUAUUGGUAAACAACAAAUGUAUUUUUACCUUCUUAUGAUCUACAGAAAUUUAAGUUGGUUGAUUAAAAAACCAUUGCUACAGUUGGGCUAUUUUAAUAGAUUUUCUGAAAAGUGGUUAUGGAUUAAUGCUUCAAACCUCGAAAUACAAAUUGGUAUAAAUAACCAGUCUAACUUUUAUCAAGUGUUCAUCUAAGCUAAAAUGCAAAAGCAAAAAAAAUAUAAUGAUGAAGUAAUUAUUGAUUUGAAAUAUCUUUAUCUUACAUUAUUUAAAUAUUACUUAUGAUAGGGAUAGAUCUAUAUUUUUUUGGAGGCAGCUGAUUUUAACUAGAUGAGUACGAUCGUUAUUUUUUAUUUUGUUAUAGCGGUUGGUCAGAAAUAAUCUUUAGAAAAACAUACAGAAAUUAUUUUUUUUUUUUUUAAAUCAAUGUUAUAAAAAGAUACUGAGAUAUUGAAAAUAUUACUUUAUUGCAUUAAAGUUCAAGGCUUCAAUUCUAUGUAUUGUAUCAACCUAAAGUUUCACUUUCGUUAAAUUGAUUGUACAGAAACUCCAUGAUUGGAUCCUUCAAAAACCCCACUUUGUAUUAAUUUGUGCUCAACAUUUUGACCAUAAAAUAAUAAAAUUAAUUUUUUUUACCACAUGACCUAGGUCUAGUAUUGCCAUGUUUGAUUACGUUUUCAGUGAUAAAAUUGAAGAAAAAAAAACUUUUUU